Messenger RNA from Diospyros lotus (date-plum), 2529 nucleotides. RefSeq lists its product as uncharacterized. NCBI's taxonomy places the organism in Eukaryota, Viridiplantae, Streptophyta, Magnoliopsida, Ericales, Ebenaceae. The record is from RefSeq and is a predicted model, not a curated record. Gene Ontology annotation, biological process: lipid catabolic process. Bases 278 to 2206 code for a protein of 642 amino acids. The transcript has 7 exons.
UAGAAAACACACCGUGUGCCUGAACUAAAUUACCACUCUACCCCACCGCCGAUAGCUGACAUUUUUCCUCGUCACUCGCAGUGACCCAAGGACAAAACGGUACUUCCUCGCUCCCAUCUUCUCCGAAGUGGACUCUCCAUCCAAACGUGCAUAGCCCUCCGGGUUCCGGAUACAUUACAGGGGCGGUGGUGCUUCCGCACUACAUAUUUGUUCAAUCCUCGAACUUCUUCUUUUUUCUGUGAGAAUCACUUCGCCGCAGUGAAUUUCCAGCGAUCUGAUGGCCGCCACGACAAUGGCGACGGCCGCCGGGGCGGUGGUGCUUCUGUACUACAUAUUUGUUCGGCGUGUACCGGCUGAGGAGGCCGAAGACGACGGCGCCGGCGAUGCGGACGGCGAGUAUUCGAAAUCGAGUAGAUCUAAGAGGAGGAUCGCGCGGAGGCCAGCUCAGCCCCCGGCGACGUGGUUUGAGGCCAUCGCGACGUUGUCUGAGACACUGCGGUUCACGUAUUCUGAGACAUUGGGGAAAUGGCCCAUCGGCGACUUGGCGUUCGGCAUCAACUACCUCAUGCGAAAGCAGGGCAAUCUACAAGUUCAGAGUGUAUAUGCUGGAGAUAAUUGUGUUCAACUCAAAGGCCCAGAAAUUAUUGCCGAGUUGAAUGAUUAUUUAAGGUUGUUAAUCCUUUGCAGGCUGUUCUCAAAGAAGCCCUUUGCAGUAUUUUUGGAAUCUGCUGGCUUAAUGGAGGCAGAUGUUAUUCUCCAGAAGCCCAAAGCUGGGCUUCUGAAGCCUGCUUUUACAAUUCUGUGCGAUAAAAAUUCAAAAUGUUUUCUUCUACUGAUACGUGGGACUCAUAGCAUCAAAGAUACACUCACUGCCGCAACAGGCACGGUGGUACCAUUUCACCAUUCAGUUCUACAUGAUGGUGGAAUAACCAAUCUUGUUCUAGGAUAUGCACAUUGUGGGAUGGUUGCUGCAGCUCGUUGGAUGGCAAAGCUUUGUACUCCAUGCCUGUUGAAAGCUCUUGAUGAAUAUCCUGACUACAAAGUUAAGAUUGUUGGCCAUUCACUCGGUGGUGGUACUGCUGCACUGUUGACCUAUAUUCUUCGUGAACAAAAGGAAUUCUCCUCAAGCAUUUGUGUGGCAUUCGCCCCAGCUGCCUGUAUGACAUGGGAUUUAGCCGAAUCAGGCAAGCACUUUAUCACUGCAAUCAUCAAUGGCUCCGAUUUAGUUCCUACAUUCUCAGCACAUUCUGUUGAUGAUCUUCGUUCUGAGGUCACAGCAUCUGCUUGGUUGAAUGAUUUGCGAGAUAAAGUUGAGCACACAAGAGUCCUAAAUGUGGUUUACCGGUCUGCAACUGCAUUAGGGUCUCGUCUGCCAUCAAUAGCCAGUGCCAAGGCAAGGGUUGCUGGUGCAGGUGCUCUACUGCGGCCCGUCUCCAGCAGUACUCAGGUUGUGAUGAAGCGUGCCCAAGAUGUAGCUCAGGCUGUCGUAAAGACACGCUCAUCAAUAUCAUCAUGGUCAUGUAUGGGUGCACGUCGCCGCCCUGUGGCCCCUCUACCAAACUGUAAAGAGGACGAGUUACCCAGAGCCCCCCUUAUAACUGAGAGAAUAUCCGAAUCUCUUGUGACUGAAGCAGUAACGAUCGAUUCAACAAUGGCAAGCAAGGAAGAGUCUUGUUCUUCAGGCUGUGACUCUGGGCGCGAUGAUUCGGAUGAAGAAGAGGAAGAAGUCCCGGCGGACAGGACCACCCCUACAUCGACCACAGAAACCAUGACAGAAGGUGGGUUAUGGUAUGAACUGGAGAAGCAACUUGAAAUCCGGGACGAUGAUGCAGAUGCCCUAGCUCAGGAGGAAGCAGCUGCAGCGCAACAAAUUAGCGAAGAGGAGAGGGUGCUUACUGAUGCAGUGGAGAGCAAGAAGGUCAUCUCCUUGGCCGAAACUUCGGACAGCCACAGAUUCUACCCACCUGGAAGAAUUAUGCAUAUCGUAUCGAUACAGUCUGAUUCUGGUCAUGAUGGAGCGGCCGAGGAACGCGUAGGUAUCUAUCUUACACCAAGAGAGUUGUACAGUAAGCUCCGGCUCUCAAGAACAAUGAUCAACGAUCACUAUAUGCCUAUGUACAAGAAGAUGAUGGAGAGAAUAAUCAGGGAACUGGAAAAUGAUCAGGUUUGUAUUUAUGAAGAACAGUGGGACAGUGUUAGAGAUUGACGCAUCCUAAAAUGAAAUGUAGUGGAUAAAUUUUUUUUUCUUGAAAUGAAGUAGUGGUGGUCACUUGAAAAAGAAAGAGCAAGGUCACAAUUUCACUAGAUAGAUUCCAAGGUUAGGUCAAGUAUUUAGCAAAAAGAAGAAGUUCGACAUACUCCUCUCUUUUUCCCUUUUUUUUCUUCAUUUUUGUGGAGAGGCUUAAAAUUAUGUCCCAAACUCUCGUGACUAAUUGGAUAUGCUUUGCAAAGGAGAAGAUAUCCAAAUGUAAUCAUACAUUCUCAACAGUAAAUGUAUAACAAUUUGCAGUGUUAGAAAAAUUUAAAACU